Molecule: messenger RNA, 1824 nt
Organism: Vicugna pacos (alpaca)
Lineage: Eukaryota; Metazoa; Chordata; Mammalia; Artiodactyla; Camelidae
Gene: NANOG
Product: Nanog homeobox
Biological process (GO): regulation of transcription by RNA polymerase II
Molecular function (GO): DNA-binding transcription factor activity, RNA polymerase II-specific; RNA polymerase II cis-regulatory region sequence-specific DNA binding
Source: RefSeq, a predicted model, not a curated record
ACCUAGCUCUGAGGUUGUAAGGACGUUCAUUGUGUUUUGAAAGCAACUUUUUAAUAUUUGAAGUUUUAGAGAAAAGUGUUGUUUUAUUCCCAACAGUCUCUCCUCUUCCUUCCUCCAUGGAUCUGCUUAUUCAGGACAGCCCUGAUUCUUCCACCAGCCCCAGAGUAAAACCACUGCCCACUUCUGCAGAAAGCAGCACAGAGAAGCAGGAAGAGAAGGUCCAGGCCAAGAAACAGAAGGUCAGAACCGUGUUCUCCCAGACCCAGCUGUGUGUGCUCAAUGACAGAUUCCAGAGGCAGAAAUACCUCAGCCUCCAGCAGAUGCAAGAACUUUCCAACAUCCUGAACCUUAGCUACAAACAGGUUAAGACCUGGUUCCAGAACCAGAGAAUGAAAUGUAAGCGGUGGCAGAAGAACAACUGGCCAAGGAACAGCAGCAGCAUGACUCAGGGCUCAGCAACCACAGAAUACCCGGGCCUCUAUUCCUACCACCAAGGAUGCCUGGCGAAUACUUCUGGAAACCUUCCCAUGUGGGGCAACCAGACCUGGAAUAGCCCAACUUGGAACAGCCAGACCUGGAACAGCCAGUCUUGGGGCAGUCACUCCUGGAACAGUCAGCCCUGGUGCCCCCAAGCCUGGAAUAACCAGACUUGGAACAACCAGGCCUGGAACAGUCAGUUCAACAACUGUGUCGAGGAAUUCCUGCAGCCCCACAGCCAGCUCCAGCAAAACUCUCCUUUCAGUGAUUUGGAGGCCGCCUUGGAAAGUGCUGGGGAAAGCCAUAAUGUAAUACAGCAAGCUGCUAAGUAUGUCAGUCCCCAGCAGCAGAUCAUGGAUUUAUUCCCCAGUUACUCCAUAAACAUGCAGCCUGAAGAUGUGUGACGAUGGCUAUGUCAUUCAGUCUCAGUGACUGUAUUCCUUUUCUAGGCUUUUUCUUUUAGAGUUCUGUAUCUCUGCCUUGAUAGCCUGUGUUUCAUGAUGACUUUGUGUCAAUUUGGGAGGGUGAGAGGGUAGGACUGGAGUCUAAUCAAAGAGUUUCCAGUGGCAGUGGCUUCUGCAGACAUGAUAAAAGUUCUUGUUAUAGACAACUAGAUAGAAUAACUAAUUUUUGGAUAUCUUUAGGAUGUAGAAUCUGACUUCAAGAAUAGGGAGCAGAAAUACAAAGAUGUGUGGGGAAGGACUGUUCUUAUUUUCUGAGUUGAGGAGGCUUUACUUAUGAAGACCCAGUUGAGUUAAGGUGAAGGUUAUGCGACAGUGCACCUCACUGACUUCCUCUGCCCCUUUUGCUGUUUUAUUUCAACCCCUAAUUUGUUCAUCAUGCUAGCAUUUUGCAGAAAAAUGUUUUGUAUUUUGCACAUCAUGAUAAUGGUACCCAGUUUGGCUGGUUGGUUUUUUAUAAGUGUAUGUACAAAUAAAUAAAACAUCCAUUUUACCUUUAGUUGUCUCUACCCUGAUUUCACCCAGUGGUUCAAUGAGUAAAAAUUUGACUAAACAUGGGAAUAUUUUUUGAUAUGGGGGGAAAAAUUGAACUGAAAUCUUUUAAGCCAUUGAGGAGACUGCUGUCUUAAGAAAGUGAGUCAAGGAAAGGUAACCAGUACACAGUGCUAGGUGACUGAUUAGUUAAUUAAACCUGGACAAACGUACCUCCUCCUUGUAUUGUGAUACUGAAACAAGAAGAUGUGUGGUUACUUGCAGUUAAAGAAGACUGCCAUGUCUGGAAGAUCUGGAGCAAAGAAGCGACAAAUGAGAGCUCUUAGGUUUGUAAAAGGCUGAACGAAGGGCAGCUGGGAGGGGAGGCAAAUACUGGAAAGCAGAGGAAGCUAAG